AGUUUUGAGGUAUGCGAGAUGCCGAGACGAGAGGGGAGGGCCAAAAACAAAAAGGAGUGAAUCAACAAGCAAGCAAGUGUCGUUAUUUUAUUCGUAGACAAAAGUUAAAGUUAUCAAAUAAGUAAAACUGACCAAGUGACCAAAUGUUCGUGAGAAAAUGAAACGAAUAGUGUGAAAUAGUGAAAGUAAUUAAAUUAUCUAUUUGAUAAUAGUGAUGAAUAAAAAACUUCGAUAUUUCUCACGGUCAGAAAUGCUAUAAACUCAAUGUGAUGCUGCGGAACUGCGACGCGGACUCGGGGCGCAGCUCGUGCUCGGCCGCGUCCCCCCCGCGCUCCCCGCGCCCCCCAGACCCCCGCGUCCCCGACCCCCGCGUGUCCGACACCAGCCACGCCGUCAAACGGAGACAUCCCACCAAACAAGAGGCCAGCACCAACACUGACCUAAGAGUCAGUGCCCGACCCAGAAGCUGCAUCACACUCCUCAAGUCGCCAGACGAGAGAGACCCUUUCCCCAGCUGCAGGAUACCCAGAAAUCACAGGAGCUCAGUAUUCACAGUGUUUGAUGCACCAAGAAAAGGAGGCCUAAGUGAUGCUCACUCGACGUUGGAUAUAGCUUCCAGUACUCACAUAGAAGAGCCCAAAAUUCAAAACAAUGCUGUGUCUCUGAAUUUUGUUAACGGAACAGUGGACAAGAAGGGACCUCCUUUAACAAAUUUCCGAAGAGGAAAACCAGUUCAACGAGCAGCCUCUAGAUUGUACAGAGCUGAUGGUAAAGGUGCUAAAUCUGGGUGCACCGGCCCAGAGUUCAUUGUGAGGGCUUCCCAACCAGUAAAACAACUGGAUUUGACUCUGUCAGCACUUGCUGACAAAAGAUUAAUCACUGUGGUUUUACUAAAUGGACAAAGAGUAGAAGUACUCUGUGACACAAACACAAUAACAGCUGGCCAACUGUUUGAAGCUAUUGUGUACAGUGAGAAGUAUGAACAUAACUUUAUGCUGGGCAUAGCAGUGCUUGUUGGAGGGGAUUUCGUAUUUCUUCCCGAUGAUUAUAAACUGAAGAAAAUAGCUCCAGAAAAUUGGUAUGUGAAGCCAAAGGAUAAGAAACACAAAACGAUAGAUGAAUCAGUUACCUUCUCACUGUUUUUGAGGAUUAAAUUCUUCUUGCCGACCAACAUUGCCAGAAACAUCCAGGGCGGGGAGUGGAGGCACCGCGUGUACCUGCAGCUGCGGCGCUCCACGGUGGAGGGGCAGCUCACCUCCACCACACAGAACCUCGUCCUGCUGGCCGGGUACGCCCUACAUAUCGAAUUUGGAGAGUUCUCUUACAGGGAGCAUGGCUCUGGCGACUACUUCUUACUUGAGCACUACCUGCCUGAAACCUCCAUCACAGGUGACAUGUCAGAAGUUAAACUGAAAAUGAAAAGAGCUCAUGAAUCAAGAAGAGGCCUGGACAAAGAUAACGCAAUAAUAAACUACAUAACACUGGCCCAAACCUUUCGUGAUUAUGGAGCUCAUUUCUAUUCAGCAGUUUGGGCAACCAGAGAUGGAUUUUGUAGAGAUGUUUGGCUCUCGAUAGGGCCCCGCGGGGUCACUCUCUACUCUCGAAACGUCCAUGUCUCGGAGGAGUUUGGCAGCAACAACAAUAGAAUAGUACUGCAGAGCCUCCCGUGGCACCACAUACACACAUUCUAUUACAACAAGAAAUGCCUGUACAUUAUGCCUAAUGCUAAUUCUGGCUUGUCCAAAAUGGGUGUGAAAUAUAAACUCAAAAUGACAGACAAUAAGAGCUAUUUCGCCUUCUGGCUCGCCUCACUCCACCACCGACUGUAUUUAAAACUUUAUGCAAAAGAGGACUUCAUAAAUUAUUUAUCAGAUGAACUCAGUUGUCCAGUGAAUAAGGAUGGUAGCCCGAAGAAGGUCGAUUGUAGUAAUUUCCAAGACAGUUACAAUUUGGCCGUCAGGAAUGCAGGCAGAGCCAGGAAACCAGUGAAAAGAAGAUUCAGAGUAGACAUUUUUAGCGAAAAGAAGGCGCAAAAUAAAGAAAACGAAAAACCGAAUACGGAAGAGCUUUUGCGGCAAAUACUUUCGCCGCAACCCGACGACACACUGCCGCUAGACGCCUCGCCGCGCUCGCACACCAUGGGGAACUCCUCCAACGACGGGCUCUCGUCCUCCGACUGCAGUCUUCCUAGAAGACACGGCGUCAAGAUGGGCACAAGAGUGUUCGGCGGCGCGAAAACCGUCCUCGAGAACAAGUUCCCCAAAUCGGGCAGCGAGUUGAGGAGGUUUGACGAUACGGUGACUGCACAGAGCGACUCGGAUGACCUGUGCUCGGGGUCGGAGCCGCGCUGCCGCGUGGACAGCAUGGCGCUGCUGCCGGCGCGCCGCUACUCGCCCGAGGCCUACGUGCUGGGCUCCCCGCGCGAGGGCCCGACGCUCGCCUACGCCGCCGCCAGCAACGACUCCUCCGCCUCGCUGUUCGAGCGCCUGGACCGCCUGGGCGCCGUGCAGGCGGAGCGCGCCUUCGUGACCGCGUCCCUGCGCCGCGGCCCCGCCCGCGCGCUCGGGCUACAGGUCGCGGAGGGCUCCGACGGCAACGUCUACAUCAAGUCCAUCACCCCCGCCGGACCCGCCGACAAAACCAACAAACUCCUACCCGGGGACCAAAUCAUUUCCGUCAACGGACAAACCUUAAUCAACGUCAAGUAUGACAAAGCGUUACACAUGCUACAAACGGCACCCAACGAUGUAGAGCUCAUUGUGUUGCAGAACACGACUGUCAAGAAACUAUGUGAUGAAUUCAGUACUCCCAGUGUAAGCCAUGUGAAAAGUGUUAGUCAUAGUGUCGCGAGUGGCUUGGAGGACAUCGAGAUAACUGACGACGAGCUACUGAAUGAGGAAGCGUUGAAGACUAUUUACGCGCUGAUCAAACUGACGAAGGAGAAAGUGAUAAGUAGGAUGAAGGAUAAAGAUUACCGGCGCACCCCGAACAAGGGGUUACAGAAGUGUCAUUCUGAGAAUAGAGUGUAUGAAGAGACUGAUGCGGUGGACUACUCGCGCGAGGCGACGCCGCGGGGGCAGAAGUUCCACACGUGGCGCGGGGGGGGCGGGGUCCCGGCGCGCUCGCGGCGCCCGCUCAGCCUCAGCGUGGCCGCCGACACGCCCUUCACCGACCACUUCCUGCACCACGGCCUGCCCGACGAACUCAUGAAGAAAACCUCACUCAAGUCCAUUAAAUCGUCACUCAACAGCUUGGACAAUAAGUCCGUCAACAGCUGUGGGUCGGCCAAAAACGUCGCUCUGCCUAGAAACUAUGGUUUGAGCCGGAAGUGGCUGGGCCCCGUGCGCUACCCCGUCACCCCCUGCAAGAACGGGGACCCCCCCGACGGUGCAAUCAAAGAUGUCGUCAAGAGACAUUUUGUCUAUGGUGCUGGAGAAUCAGAGAAUGAUCAGAUAUUUUUAUAAAUAAAAAUACUUUAUUUUAUACCUACAUAGAUUUACUAAGUUAAUUGUUAAAAUGACUAUCUUAUUAUUACCAGUUGUAUGAUAUUAAAGGAAGAUAAUCUAAUAAAUGCCAUUCCAAUAUUU
Plutella xylostella (diamondback moth) is the source of this 3587-nucleotide messenger RNA. RefSeq names its product tyrosine-protein phosphatase non-receptor type 13. Gene Ontology annotation, cellular component: cytoskeleton. Gene Ontology annotation, molecular function: protein binding. NCBI's taxonomy places the organism in Eukaryota, Metazoa, Arthropoda, Insecta, Lepidoptera, Plutellidae. The record is from RefSeq and is a predicted model, not a curated record.